GGGCGCCACGUCCGCAGCCAGAGGCAGCAGCCGCCGCCGCCAACGGAGUCUUCUGGCUCCACAGCCUGCGGAGGCGUCUCCUGAGUUCGGGACUACCGCCCCAGGCCGCCUCAGGCCGCCUCAGCCCUCGUUGGUGCUGCCCACUCCCUCCUCUCGGCCCCAGCCCCAGGCUCCGGCCCGCGGCCCCGGCGUCACUGAAUGUUUGCUGUUUCCCUACUGCCUGAAGAUGCCUCACUGGAUAAUUUAUAAACUCCUUCUGAGUGGGACCUUUGUUGUUACACUGAAAGCUCAGUGCCUAACAGAGUGUCCAACGCACCGUAGGGAUGCAAAUAUGUGUUCAACUAAUGAGGAAAUCAUGGAUCAGGCAGAUAAAAACCAACAAGAAAUCCCAUCAUACCUUAGUGAUGAACCACCAGAAGGUUCAAUGAAGGAUCACCCACAGCAGCAGCCAGGCAUGUUGUCCCGUGUGACUGGAGGUAUCUUCAGUGUUACAAAGGGAGCCGUUGGUGCCACCAUUGGUGGUGUGGCUUGGAUUGGUGGAAAGAGUCUGGAGGUGACCAAAACAGCUGUUACAACUGUACCUUCCAUGGGAAUAGGGCUGGUGAAAGGGGGCGUGUCUGCUGUGGCUGGAGGUGUUACAGCUGUUGGGUCUGCUGUUGUAAACAAAGUGCCCUUAACAGGAAAGAAAAAAGACAAAUCGGACUAAAAUUUGGAGAUACAUGUGAUCUCCACAGCAUUAUGAUGCCAGUGGCAUUGAAUUGCUAAAUUAUGGACUACAACCAAGUCACCUAUUUUGGACGUUUAUCUUCUAAACUGCUGUGUUGAAAGUAUUGAUGACUGGCAUUCAUCUAAAAAGAAGAGACCAAUACUAGCACAGUGUAUGAAGGUUUCUCAUACUUAAACUCCAGCUUUUUAUCUGGUAAAAUGUUACAUUUAUUCACUUGUAACUGAAGAUACGGUAUGUUUGCAUAUUUACUAUAAGUCUUUCGGUUUGACUAAAAAUGUGAAAGUUGAAUUCCGUGGGUGAUCUUUACAGUUCCAUAUGUGUGAUGUGCCAGGUAACUCGUCUGCCCCUUAAGAAGGGAACCUUGAACUACAUAAACUAUACCUUUGAUGUGCCUAAUAGUUUCAGAUGUCUUAGUUUUUUUUUUUUAUAACCAUAGUUGAUUAGGCCAAGGGGCCUUCUUUUCUUAUUUAAGCUGGUAAAAGUAGAGGGAAUUAGAGAGUUUUAAAAGAUAAAUGGCUUUAUGAUACCAAGUGUUAACCAUCUUAUGUUAGGUAUGCAUUCUGUUCAACUAUAAUUGAUGCCUUACAAAAGAAAACAUCUUUUUUAAUACCCUGUAUGUGUAGUUCUUAGAAUUACCUAUAUGGAUUCUUUUAAAGAUUGCGAAAUUAGUUUUCCCUCUUAAGAAUCUCAGGAGUAGUGGGGUAAAGGCAUUUCUUGCUGUCUGCAGCUAAGAUAACGUUUAACUGUUGGUAGUUAUAAGCAGAUUGUACACUUCAACCUGGAUUCAUGCUCCGUUGUUAAUACACCUCCCAGUGCCUAAGGAAUAUUUCUUUACUGGUCAGAAACUAUGUGGGACGAGUUUCAUAUUAAGAACAAAUAAUUAAUAAAUAAUUUUAAGUUCUUAAGAAUUACCUAAAGCAUCCAAGACAGAAAAAAAAUUCCUAUUUUAUAUCUCCAGGAUGGCGUAAAUUGGUAAAAAACACAGUAAAAGCAACUACAAAAUAUGUGAGGACUAUUUUAUAUGGAAGAAAAGGGGCGCCAUAGAUUAGUUUCAAAUGUAAAAUAUGUAUAAGUGCUUUCAAAAAGUUUAUCUAGGCUUUUAAAAUAUAAGUGAUCUUAUAUUUCUUAAAGGCAGUUGUAGAUGUUGUACCAAGUCCGUUUCAGGAAAUUGAGGUUUUUGAUUGUGAGUGGAAGUGUGCGCCAUGUCUCAGCAUGUCUCAUCAUGUCUCAUUCAGUCUCACAAAGUAUGCUUAGCUCAAAUUCAUUUUUUUGUUUCAUGUUCCAUGUUCAAUAUUAUAAAAAUUUAACAACUGGCAUAUAUAUUUGGCAUUCCUCUUAAACAAAGGGUUAUAAUCCAAGCCUGAAAAAUCGCAGAAUUUUAUACUUAAUAUGGAAAUUUGCCUCCACUCCAAAGAGGGCAGUGGUGAUGCAGUAAUAAGUCAAGACAGCCUUCCUGACACAGCCGCAUUAUAAUGUGGACCCAACAAAUGGGUAAGAAUAUAACUGAAUUUUUAAAAGCUUUCAAAAUACCCACAGGGAUUUUAAGAAAUUCAUUAAGGAGUUCUGUCUAGUUCAUGAGGAAUUAAAUGGUCAUUUGUUUCAUGCAGUAGGAUUUAAGGUUUAUUUGUUGGUAUAUCUUGUCAAAUGCCACAGUUAGCAAGGAGAUUAAAAAAAAAAAAACUACAAAAAUAA
This is a messenger RNA of Loxodonta africana (African savanna elephant), 2419 nucleotides long. It is a transcript of the gene TMEM263, whose product is annotated as transmembrane protein 263. The record is from RefSeq and is a predicted model, not a curated record. The transcript is spliced from 4 exons. Lineage: Eukaryota; Metazoa; Chordata; Mammalia; Proboscidea; Elephantidae. The coding region runs from base 227 to 706 and encodes 159 amino acids.